Ictalurus punctatus (channel catfish) is the source of this 1008-nucleotide messenger RNA. RefSeq names its product mitochondrial ribosomal protein S7 (gene mrps7). The record is from RefSeq and is marked provisional. NCBI's taxonomy places the organism in Eukaryota, Metazoa, Chordata, Actinopteri, Siluriformes, Ictaluridae. Gene Ontology annotation, biological process: translation; ribosomal small subunit assembly. Gene Ontology annotation, cellular component: ribosome. Gene Ontology annotation, molecular function: mRNA binding; rRNA binding; structural constituent of ribosome.
AUAGUUUUCAAGAUGGCGGCCUCCAUCGUGAAGCUUUUAGCACCUUGGACGCCCAGGUUGUGUCCGGUUCGGUGGACUCGGUAUAACCCGUACUACCUAGAACCCGAGCCUCGUAAGGAAGUGUACUCCAUCCCUGAGUCAGAGCUCAGUCCUGAGCAGAAGGAGGAAAAGGAGCUGAAAACCCUGAGACCCAUCAAAGCAGCCAAGAACAGUGCCACCAGCUCGCAGUUCGACGAUCCAAUGAUCAGCAAGUUCGUUAACAUGAUCAUGCAAGAUGGCAACAAAGUCCUGGCACGAGGGAUCAUGACCCAGACUCUGGAAGCAAUGAAGAGGAGGCAGGUGGAGAGGUACCACCGCUCUUCGCCAGCCGAGAAGGAGGCCAUCGAGUGUAACCCGUACGCCAUCUUCCACCAGGCCAUAGAAAACUGCAAACCCAUCAUCGGCCUGGCCAGCAUUCAGAAAGGCGGCAGGAACUACCAGGUUCCUGUUCCUCUAACGGAUAAGCGUCGCCGUUUCCUGGCCAUGAAGUGGAUGAUCACAGAGUGCAGAGACAACAAACACCGGCGCACACUCAUGUACGAGAAACUCUCACAGGAGCUCCUCGCUGCUUUCAACAACGAGGGCAACGUCAUUAAACGCAAACACGACUUGCACAAGAUGGCUGAAGCCAACCGGGCAUACGCACACUACCGCUGGUGGUAACAAGGGAGCGACUUUCAGGGUUCUUCUCUUCACACACCCACCCUGCGUUUCAGUAACAAUUAGGACAGGAUUGGAACACACCUUGGACUGGGUAUGUUGUGUCAGGUGUAUCACAGUUACAUCAGAGGCUGUGUGAUCUAACAUCUUAAAUUAACCUGAGAUACAAUACGAACGUAUUUGGACUCCACGAGAUUGAAUCUGCGACUCUGCAUUCUGAUGCCUGUUCAAUGCAAUAAUGUGAACAUGUAUAUGAAAAUGUAAUGUGUGUUUUUCUAUUAUAACAGUUAAUAAAUUAUUAAAAACCUU